Elaeis guineensis (African oil palm) is the source of this 711-nucleotide messenger RNA. The record is from the annotation of a RefSeq genome assembly. Lineage: Eukaryota; Viridiplantae; Streptophyta; Magnoliopsida; Arecales; Arecaceae.
AUGACAAGAAGAUAUUGGAACAUCAAUUUGGAAGAGAUGAUGGAAGCAGGAGUUCAUUUUGGUCAUGGUACUAAGAAAUGGAAUCCUAGAAUGGCCCCUUACAUCUCUGCAAAGCGUAAAGGUAUUCAUAUUACAAAUCUCACUAGAACUGCUCGUUUUUUAUCAGAAACCUGUGAUUUAGUUUUUGAUGCAGCAAGUAGGGGAAAAAACUUCUUAAUCGUUGGUACAAAAAAUAAAGCAGUGGAUUCAGUAGCAUCAGCUGCAAUAAGGGCUCGGUGUCAUUAUGUUAAUAAAAAAUGGCUUGGUGGUAUGUUAACGAAUUGGUCCACUACGGAAACGAGACUUCACAAGUUCAGGGACUUAAGAGCAGAACAAAAGAUGGGGAAACUCAACUGUCUCUCCAAAAGAGAUGCAGCAAUGUUGAAGAGAAAAUUAUCUACCUUGCAAACAUAUCUCGGCGGGAUCAAAUAUAUGACGGGGUUGCCUGAUAUUGUGAUCAUCGUUGAUCAGCAAGAAGAAUAUACGGCUCUUCGAGAAUGUGUCAUUUUGGGGAUUCCGACAAUUUGUUUAAUCGAUACAAAUUGUGACCCAGAUCUCGCAGAUAUUUCGAUUCCAGCAAAUGAUGACGCUAUAGCUUCAAUCCGAUUGAUUCUUAACAAAUUAGUAUCUGCAAUUUGUGAGGGUCGUUCUAGCUAUAUAAGAAAUCGUUGA